UCCUCACUUCGAAAUCACCUUUGAUCGUAUUGCAGACGUUAAUCAUCGACCUCCAGACAGCUACCUGCGUCCUCGCUGCCGCCCGGACUCUGUUCAUUAGUGUCUCGACUUCUAUCGUGCAGUUCAAUAUAGGAAGCACUCGAAACCCAGGAAGCGAUAGUUUAUUCAAAAUUUGAUGAGGAUAUUCCUUCCAUCGCUGGAUUCAACAGUCUCCAUGGCUAGGAUGGCGUUUUCCUCGCAUGUUCUUGCGUGCAGGCGGGGUCGCGAUGUCGUGCUUGAUUGUACCUCCCUCGCGUAAUAUCAUUCGCAAGCUGUCUGGACGGACGGCAGAUAGAAUUCCAACUUUCGUGGCUAGCAUCACGCAAACAAGAGAGGCAGUGAAUGGAGAAAGUUAGCCAAUCAAGCUAGCUGUGGCUUAUGAUGAUAACGUGAACAACGAGGUAAGGUAUGCACUUGAUUGAUGAUCUCAGGAUCUGUCCAAGUAUUCUUCGUACCUCCCCAUCUAUGACACCACGACAAAGUUUUCUCCUGCAGAACUUAUUGACUUUGACAACCGUGGCAACCGUGCGGUCCCUGCGAAGGCAAUUUCGUUCCUAAAAAGACAAUAGUGAAGUGAAAUUGGCGAAGCUCACACCAUGCAUUAAAGCCAAGAUGUACAAGUGCGUGUGAAGUUGGAUGACCGCACGGUCGCGCUUUAGGACAACCGUGUCACUGCGUAUACCGCAAUUCAUGUCUAUGACGCAACAGAUCAGGCAAGUGGUUUUGAACAAUGAUUUCGAAUCAUGACCUUGGCAGAGGUGUCUUCCGAUGUGUAUGGCCUGAAAUCUGAGUGGCCUUAGUUUUUGCGCAGUCAAUGACUCGAAUUUCAGAGGGAGCAGUCUAGAUAUUACGCAGUGCUGAGUUCGAAGCAUUUGUGCUACGAAGAGUGGAUAAAGCGUUGGUACUAGACUCAUGCGUAUAUGAAAUGUUACCGC
Molecule: messenger RNA, 974 nt
Organism: Periconia digitata
Lineage: Eukaryota; Fungi; Ascomycota; Dothideomycetes; Pleosporales; Periconiaceae
Source: the annotation of a GenBank genome assembly